CGGUGUCGCGUGCUGAUGACGUCAGAUGUCUCCUCCUCCUGCCGGAAGUCGGCGCUCACUCCUCCCACUUCUGUCCCCGGUAACCCCGCCCCCGGACGCCGUUACACAACACACAAGCCGAGAAUGAUGCUGUGCAGAGCCGCGCUGAGGAGCCUCCUGCCGGCCGGGACCUGCGGGAGAGUCCGGGGAGUGAGGAGCGGACAUGGGGAGGCGAGAGACGGACACAAUGAGCAGAUCUCUGAUAGGUCGGAGUUCAGGCCUCUGUAUAUGGACGUUCAGGCCACAAGUCCUCUGGAUCCUCGAGUAUUAGAUCGUAUGUUGCCGUAUCUGGUGAAUUUUUAUGGAAACCCCCACUCCAGAACUCACGCCUACGGCUGGGAGAGCGAGAAGGCCAUGGAGAGAGCACGAGAGCAAGUGGCCUCCUUGAUUGGAGCGGAUCCCAGAGAGAUUAUAUUCACUAGUGGGGCAACUGAAUCCAACAAUCUCGCGCUCAAGGGUGUUGCCAGAUUUUACAAGUCCAGGAAAAAACACCUGAUCACCACCCAGACCGAACACAAGUGCGUCCUGGACUCGUGCCGCUCCUUAGAAGCUGAAGGGUUCCAGGUAUCUUACCUUCCUGUCCAGAAGAACGGCCUCUUGGAUCUGAAGGUUCUAGAAGAAGCCAUACGGCCGGAUACAAGCCUGGUGUCUGUCAUGGCUGUGAACAAUGAAAUCGGAGUGACCCAACCUAUAGCCGAUAUAGGUCACAUUUGUAGCUCCAGGAAAGUCUAUUUUCACACAGACGCUGCGCAGGCCGUAGGGAAGAUACCGAUGAAUGUGAAUCAAAUGAAGAUCGACCUGAUGAGCAUAAGCGGACACAAGCUCUACGGCCCUAAAGGAAUCGGGGCCAUUUAUGUUCGUCGGCGACCAAGAGUGCGAUUGGAGCCCCUGAUAAGUGGUGGAGGGCAAGAGAGGGGCCUGAGGUCCGGGACUGUGCCGGCUCCGCUCACCGUUGGGUUUGGCGCAGCUUGUGAAGUAGCUCAGCAGGAGUUAGAGUACGACCACAAGAGAAUCAGCGAUUUAUCUCAAAGGCUGAUAAACAACAUAAUGAACAAUAUUCCACAAGUCGUCUUGAAUGGAGAUGCUGAGCAGCGGUAUCCAGGCUGUGUAAACCUUUCCUUUGCGUAUGUGGAGGGGGAGAGUUUGCUGAUGGCUUUGAAGGAUGUCGCCCUUUCAUCUGGAAGUGCCUGUACAUCCGCAUCGCUGGAACCUUCCUAUGUAUUGAGAGCCAUCGGAGCGGAUGAAGAUUUGGCGCACUCCUCCAUCAGAUUUGGUAUUGGUCGAUUUACCACAGAAGAAGAGGUGGACUAUACUGUUCAGAAAUGCAUCCAUGAGGUGAAACGGCUCCGGGAGAUGAGCCCGCUGUGGGAAAUGGUGCAAGACGGGAUCGAUCUGAAGAGCAUCAAGUGGACGCAGCACUGAUCACCUGUACGGGCCCCUAAAAGAGAAUUAAAAAUGGCUUCUGUUACAAUGGGACACCCCUUUGGCUGCCAUCACCUGCCGCAGUCUUACACCCGCAAUAUCUCACCCACAUGUGUUCUGUAAAAGUAAAUUAUUUUAAGCUGUAGUAGUGUUUCCGAACAAGUGUGCCUCCUGCUAUUGCAAAACUACAACUCACACACAGUUGUUUUUAUUUUUUAUUUUUUGCUGUACAAGCAUGUUAUUUGUUGACUGCUUAAGAGGGUACUCCGGCCCUAAGACAUCUUAUCCCCCUAUUCAAAGGACUGCUGGGGACCCCCGCAAUCUUGCAUUUGGCACCCACCUCUUUGAGCAGCCGCGCUUCCAGCUCACAGACUGCUGGGUGCCGACCACGGGCCCGGAGUAUCGUGAUGCCAUGACUCCGCCCCUGUGUGAUGCCCCGCCCCCGCUAUGCAAGUCUAUGGGAGGGGGUGUGGUGGCCAUGGGGCCGGAGUAUCGUGACAUCACGACUCCGCCCCCCGUGUGAUGUCACGCACCGCCCCCGCUAUGCAAGUCUAUGGGAGGGGGCG
Hyla sarda is the source of this 2027-nucleotide messenger RNA. It is a transcript of the gene NFS1, whose product is annotated as NFS1 cysteine desulfurase. Gene Ontology annotation, molecular function: pyridoxal phosphate binding; cysteine desulfurase activity. Gene Ontology annotation, biological process: [2Fe-2S] cluster assembly. Gene Ontology annotation, cellular component: cytosol; mitochondrion; nucleus. The record is from RefSeq and is a predicted model, not a curated record. Lineage: Eukaryota; Metazoa; Chordata; Amphibia; Anura; Hylidae.